UUAAACUUGCCACUGGUCCCUUGCGGUGACAGGGAGAAGUCUCGAUCGGAAGCUCAGCACCUGGCGAUGCGAGUUCACAGAGUUGUGAGGCGUCUCCAGGUGUUACACGGAUCCCACCGCUGUCCCACUAGUCAUUAACCCAGGCUUUCCCCCCUGUUUUUUACGCCCGAUACACAGAAUUUCCUGAAGCGAUCAUAUGCGAUUUUACGUGGUAAUAAGGGGAUGUCCGCUGUGUGAAACAGCAUCGGAUGGAUGGAAGGAUGUGGCCGUUCCAUGGCGCACUGGAGUAAUAAUACAGUGAACUGACGAAGGAUCGCUACUCAAUCAGUUUGGCUUUUCUCUUUCUUUUUACCUAUCUUUGGAAUUGCCACUGGCGGGAACGUGCAGUGUUUAUUCCUAAGGCUUUAAUCGCCUGUUAUGUGCGUGGUGAGGAAAAUACCCAGUGGAAGAGGUACAGCAGGAUCCGACGUAAAGGGACAGAGCAUCUGAAAAAGCUUCCUUUCCUGAUUUGUUUGUUUUUGUGCUGGUGCGUAAUGUACGUGGAAUGAAGACAGAGAAUGGAUAUAAUUUGGGAGAUACUGAUCAUUCUUCAAGCUAAUUUUAUUGUUUGUAUAUCAGCACAGCCAAAUUCACCAAAAAUUCAUGAAGGAUGGUGGGCAUACAAGGAGGUGGUGCAGGGGAGCUUUGUUCCAGUGCCAUCAUUCUGGGGGCUGGUAAAUUCAGCCUGGAACCUAUGCUCAGUAGGGAAGAGGCAGUCGCCAGUGAACAUCGAGACCAGCCACAUGAUCUUCGACCCCUUCCUUACACCCAUAAAGCUGAACACUGGCAGACGCAAGGUGGGAGGAACGAUGUACAACACAGGCCGUCACGUCUCUCUUCGACUGGACAAGGAGCACCUGGUUAACAUCUCUGGAGGGCCAAUGACGUAUAGCCACCGUCUGGAAGAGAUCCGGUUACACUUUGGCAGUGAGGAUGGCCUGGGCUCCGAGCACCUACUUAACGGACAGGCCUUCUCUGGAGAGGUUCAGCUGAUCCACUACAAUCAUGAGCUGUACACAAAUUAUACAGAAGCUGCAAAAAGCCCCAAUGGACUGGUCAUAGUGUCUAUAUUCAUGAAGAUUGCUGAGACCUCGAACUCAUUCCUGAAUCGAAUGCUGAACAGAGACACCAUCACAAGAAUAACAUAUAAAAAUGAUGCAUAUCUACUGAACGGCCUGAACAUAGAGGAGAUUUAUCCAGAAACAAGUAGUUUUAUCACAUAUGAUGGAUCAAUGACCAUCCCUCCAUGUUUUGAGACCGCCACGUGGAUCUUGAUGAAUAAGCCAGUGUAUCUCACACGGAUGCAGAUGCACUCCUUGCGGCUGCUGAGCCAGAACCAGCCCUCUCAGAUCUUUCUAAGUAUGAGUGACAACGUUCGUCCUGUGCAGCCACUAAACAACCGCUGCAUCCGCACCAAUAUUAACUUCAGCAUGCAGGGCAAGGACUGCCCAAACAACAGGGCUCAGAAGCUCCAGUACCGAGUUAUUACAGAUCUCCAUGUAACCUCUCUUCUUGAAAAUCAGUAUCAGUAGACUUCGUCUCCACGCCUCAGGUCAGAGGAAUGGGUUAGAUGACAUCUCCUUACCACCUGGUAAGGUGGUCUUUUCACUUGUUCAUACAUUUCCAAUUGUAUUCCUAAGCACUCUAACCUGCUGCACAUCCUUUUCAGCUCAAUCUCUCUGUCUUACUAAUCAAAACAAGGCAUUUUCUCCUAACUAGUGUCCAGCUUCUAGACAUCUCCAUAUGAGACUUUUUCUUUGCCAGCCACCUGGCCAUACACCAGACAAAAAAUCUUGGCAUUUCACUUCAUCUGUACUUUCCCAGCAGUCUGGUAACUCUUCCCCACUACCCACAGGCUGUCUCGACUCCUCCCUGAAUUCUCUGUAAAAUUCUUCCUUUUUCAGCUUUCAACAUUUCAACUUGCUACAUUCCCCCCGUCAACACCAUGCAGUCUUCUAUCUCUUUCAGACUGAACCUUCUGCAUAGGAUAUACCUGAUCUGUGUGCACCUUCCUCUGUUGUUAUAUGUCACCUUAUGGUCCUCCCUCUUCUUGAACUUUGUGUUCACCACAGGUCUUUUCAUAAUUGUCAUCAUCUCUGUUCCUUUCACUUAUGUAUCCAUAAGUGGAUGCUGAAUUCUGGUUUACCAUAGGUCUCGGGAGCAUAGGGAGGGUUUGUUUACUGUAUCUAGUCUCUCAUUGGUCGUCUGUUCUGCUAUUUGACAUUCCCCUGCCUUCCUCUUAAAAGAUGAAAUUAUUAUUCUAGGGAGCAGUUGUGGGGAGAGAUUUCAGAAAUUCACCCACCUUAGAGUCUCCUGAGCAUCAAACAAAAGCACUCUCUGCACACCUUGAGGGAGGCAAUUGCGAAAACACAAACGUAGACCUGCUUCUUUUAAUUGUUCUGAGAAUUGAGGACCUUCAGGAUGAAGUAGGGUGAGGAUGUCUCAUUAAAAGGCGAAAUAUAUCUGCUUUCUUACAGAAACAUGACCCCGUAUUCUUGUCACAUAAUGUCAAACACUGUCUUUCUGUUAAAUGGUGCCAACAUGCACACAAGGUGUCCUUUCCUGUCAGUAGUGCAUUGCACUACUUCUUAGAGAUUCUCUUUUAAGGAGCGAAAGCUUUACGGAGGUUUGAAGGAUGCUGGUGGAGUCUGGAGUUCAUGAAUCUGUGGUUUGUGUCCAGGUUUGGAUUUGAGUUUUGUGAUGAUUUACAAUGUUUACACUUUCUUACUUUUGCUUUCAGUUACUUACAUUAAUAAUAAUAAGUUCAAGUACAAAAACAACUUGUGUAUGUUUAGAUGACAGGUGUCGAACUCCAGGCCUUGAGGGCCGGUGUCCUGCAGGUUUUAGAUGUGUCCUUGAUCCAACACAGCUGAUUUGAAUGGCUAAAUUACCUCCUCAACCUGUCUUGAAGUUCUCCAGAGGCCUGGAGAACUAAUCAUUUAAUUCAGGUGUGUUGACCCAGGGUAAGAUCUAAAACCUGCUGGACACUGGCACUCAAGGCCUGGAGUUCGACACCCCUGGUUUAGACACUGAAAACCAAUUUGUUAGGUUUAGGUACUGACAUGUGUAU
This is a messenger RNA of Oreochromis niloticus (Nile tilapia), 3109 nucleotides long. Its product is annotated as carbonic anhydrase-related protein 10. The transcript is spliced from 9 exons. The record is from RefSeq and is a predicted model, not a curated record. Gene Ontology annotation, biological process: one-carbon metabolic process. Lineage: Eukaryota; Metazoa; Chordata; Actinopteri; Cichliformes; Cichlidae. Gene Ontology annotation, molecular function: zinc ion binding; carbonate dehydratase activity. The coding region runs from base 558 to 1571 and encodes 337 amino acids.